This is a messenger RNA of Anolis sagrei ordinatus, 4021 nucleotides long. RefSeq names its product kinesin family member 19 (gene KIF19). Gene Ontology annotation, molecular function: ATP binding; microtubule motor activity; microtubule binding. Gene Ontology annotation, biological process: microtubule-based movement. Lineage: Eukaryota; Metazoa; Chordata; Lepidosauria; Squamata; Anolidae. The record is from RefSeq and is a predicted model, not a curated record.
AGGGAGCAGCCUCUCCAGCGCUUGCCGGGCUGUUUGUGUACAGUUUGCCAAAGAUCUCCAGGAGAAACACCCGGAGGCUGGGAAGAAGAAGGAGGAGAAGAAGUAGUAGUGAAGAGCCCGGGAAGGGAGGCGGGGAAAGGGCGAGAGAGGGAGCGCUGAGCAUCCCAUCUUCAUGGCAGGCUGAGUCCCCCACCGAGAGGGCUCUGCCUGGACGGGAAGGAGCCCCAGGGUGCGCCAACGGGGCCGAAGGAGGAGAAGGGGCGGAAAGGGCGGCCGGUGGGGAUCGCCCCGGAGAGGAGAGCAGCAGGAGGAGGAGGAGGAGGAAGGCGCCGCUGCCCCGCUGCUGCCACUGCUGCCAUGAUCACCAAGGAGGCCGGCGACGCCAAGGACCACCAGCUCACGGUGGCACUUCGCAUACGGCCAAUCAGCAUGACAGAAUUGGAAGAAGGAGCCACACUCAUAGCCCACAAAGUGGAUGACCAGAUGGUUGUCCUGAUGGAUCCACUGGGGGAUCCUGAUGACGUCCUCCGUGCUAACCGCUCACGAGAAAAAUCCUAUAUGUUUGAUGUAGCCUUUGAUUUUGCUGCUACUCAGGACAUAGUCUACCGCACUACCACAAAAGGGCUCAUUGAAGGUGUCAUCUCGGGCUACAAUGCUACUAUUUUUGCUUAUGGCCCCACUGGUUGUGGAAAGACCUACACCAUGCUUGGCACAGACAGUGAACCUGGCAUUUAUGUACGCAUGCUCAAUGAUCUCUUCCAUGCUAUUGAGGAAACCAGCAAUGACAUGGAUUAUGAAGUGUCUAUGUCCUACUUGGAGAUUUACAAUGAGAUGAUCCGGGACCUGCUUAACCCAUCCCUGGGCUACUUGGACCUGCGUGAAGACUCCAAAGGUGUAAUCCAAGUGGCUGGGAUCACUGAAGUGUCCACCAUCAAUGCCAAGGAGAUAAUGCAGCUGCUCAUGAAGGGCAAUAAGCAACGCACACAGGAGCCCACGGCAGCCAACCGGACUUCCUCACGUUCCCAUGCUAUACUGCAGGUCACUGUGCGCCAGAAGAGCCGCAUCAAGAAUAUUAUGCAGGAGGUGCGCGUGGGCAGACUCUUCAUGAUCGACUUAGCUGGCUCAGAGCGAGCCUCUCAGACGCAGAACCGUGGGCAGCGAAUGAAGGAGGGAGCUCACAUCAACCGCUCCCUGUUGGCUCUUGGCAACUGCAUCAAUGCACUCAGUGAUAGGGCAGGUGUCAAAUAUGUCAAUUACCGAGAUAGCAAACUCACACGCCUYCUAAAGGAUUCACUGGGAGGGAACAGCCGAACAGUGAUGAUCGCUCACAUCAGUCCCGCCAGCAGUGCCUUUGAGGAGUCUCGCAGCACCUUGACCUAUGCUGAGCGUGCCAAGAGUAUCCGCACAACGGUAAAGCGCAACCUUCUUAAUGUCUCUUACCACAUUGCCCAGUACACAAGUAUCAUUGCUGAUCUGCGGAAUGAGAUUCAUCGACUCCAGCGCAAGAUUGAACAACAAGAGCCACGGCCAGCAAGGCAUGAUAUCCGCAGCAUUCAAGCGGAAGUGCAGCUCCAUGGAAACUCCUCUGAGAGGCAGGAGAUGGACCAGCUGCGGGAACAGCUUAUCAGCACCUUCCGAGAGCAGAUGGAUGUGCGGCGACACCUCAUGGAGCUGGAGAAUAAUUACAUGGAGAUCCAGAUUGAGAGCUCCCGCCACCUACUCAUCAUUGCUGACUGGGAGCAGGAGAAGGCCCGCCGGGCCCAGAAGUGGCGAGAGGAACAGAGGAAAGAGAGCGACACCAAAGACGAAAGUGAGAAGGAUUCUGACACUGGGGAUGACCUGUCCGAUGCGCCGGAGCCACAGGAAGUGAUGUUAGCUCGGGAGCACAUCACCACCCUCCUGGGAGAGCAGGAUAAACUACAGAAGCAGAAGGCAGAGCUAGAGAAGCGCUUCUGGGAGGUUCGGCAGCGUGGUCACCGGCUGGAAGAGGCCUUGCCAUGGCGCAUCAGCUCAGAAGAGCAACGAGAGGUCCUGAGUCUGCUGUGUAAGGUGCAUGAACUUGAGGUGGAGAACACAGCAAUUCAGUCUGGUUCCUUGCUCAAGGACAACCUCAUCCGCCACCAAGAACGAACCGUGCGCCGCUUUGAGCGCCACCGCAGCCUUUGUCAUCGCAUUAUCCAUGAACAGCGACAGAUAAUUCAAGAGUCUCAGAUGUUGGUACCAUCCCACCUUGAAGAACUGUAUCAGGUUUACCUGCAAGACUUGGAAGAAGGCAGCUUAGAUCGAGUUGCUGCUCUUGACCACGUAGCUGUUAGGGCUCUCAAGGACACAUCUGUGCCAAAGCUCCCCCCACUCCCAGCAGAAAGUAUCAUAGACUCUGACCAAGAGAGUGUAAGGACGCUGGGCUCUGAGUAUCAGCACCAGUUGUGGCCGGAUUCACGGAGAGGCACUCUCCCACCCCUUGUUCCAGAGAUAGACAGUAAUGAAACAAAUCAAGUGUUCAAGACCAGUCCUCGGGCCCGGCAAAUCAAGAACUCAGCAGUAGUGACACCACCUCCUAUCCAUGUCAAUGGCAUGAUCAGUCAAGAGUAUGCAGCCCGGGAGAGUUUGGUUAGCCUGGGUAGUCAGCGAAACUCCUCUCCUGACAACAGCGAUCACUAUUCAGAUGGCAUCCUGACGCGUGGAGAGCGUAAGGCAAUAGUGACUGGCACCAAAAGCAUUGCAGUGAAGGCUGCCCGGCGUCGCUCCCGAGUGCUGGAGUCUGACCGACUGAACCUGCUGGAGCCAACUAAGGAGCACAGCAGCCUGUCCCUCCAGUCUCUGAGCGAGAGUGAGGAUCCUCUGUGCCGGGAGACCCCGAAUCUUGGCCAGCCGGCUAGCCCCAGCAUGCAGCAUGCCAUCAGCGAGGACAACUUGUCCACCAGCACUGGUGAGACCAUCCCAAGGAGGAAUGCCCCCAGGCACUCCCCUGGGCCUUGGAUUCGAGUUAGCAAAAAGGGAAGCAAGAAGCUUGAGAAGAGAGAGGAAUCACUAGAGGCCAAGAGGAGAAAGCGGCGGUCACGGUCCUUUGAGGUCACUGGCCACAGGCUUCCAUGUCCAAAAACCAAUGGUGGUCGCUGGCGUCCACUAGAGAGCAGUUCUGAGCACAAGAUUAUGGCAGCAGGAGGGAUGCACAACACUCGCGGCAUUGGAAAAGCUGCAGGACAGUCAUCUAAAGCGAAGCUUCUUCCAGCCCAGCCAUCAUCGGAUCCCGCAGAGGCCUCCUUUCUCUCUGUCACCUCCAGCCAAGCUGGCAUAACCAAGAAAACCUCCCAACCCGGUCAGCGCCCACUACGCCUGAAUUGUGUCGCAGUGCAUGGAACUAACCUUCAUGGCAAGGAUGGCAGGACCCGGCGAUGCUAAAUGCAGAGGACUAACAGGCAGGUUUGGAAGCUCCUUUUGCCGCAAAGUGAGGAGGCAAAGUGGACAAAGGCAUUGUAGGAAGAUGCAGAAAUGGCUGCAGUCACUCAGGGCAAGCUCCCAAAGGAUUGCCUGAUCGGUUGCAGGUAUGACUGUCAGGGUUUCAUCUUGGUACAAGAAUCAUGUCGGCCCCAGGACUGGAUCCUCCAGACAGAAAUAAGUAAUUCUCUGGAUGGCUGGACAGAAAUAAAUAUGUCCAUGUCAAUAUCGGAUGCUGUCACCAGGAUGGAAUUGAAGGAUCCCUUGCGCUGAAGGCACAUGUCUAUUUUCAGCGGAAACACCUUGAAGCUGUAUUUGGAGGGGGAGGGGGGGAGGCAAGAGUGCCACAACAUCUGUGUGGCCCCCUGCUUUGAGAGAAAUCGCCACAUGUGCUGUGUGCUUGCAAUAUUUCUUUGCCUCACUCUUGGGAGUGAAAUACAUUUCUAGUGAACUGGAAUCUUUUAAACCAACAACUGGCCAGAACUUCUCUUAGAAUAGAAAGAGUUCACAAUUUCAAGUUGGGAUCAUGGGGCUGCAUGCUAAUCAUUGGCCAGCCCCAGUUAAAUAAAAGGAUUGUACAGUU